AUCCGGCCAGAAGAUCACUGUCGAACAAAGAUUGUCCAAUAUACAAGUCAAGACGUACUCGACAGCUUCCUGGCCCGAAUCAGACGAAGCCGCUUGCCGAGUACACAUAUCUGGAGCUCUCUACACAAUGUCCGGCGUGACAAGACUGCCAGCAGUGGCAGCGACUCUGACCGUUGCUGGUCUGGUGGUCUACACUGCACGACACUUCGGAGCCGGCACCAACAUGCUCAAACUCGCGGCAGCAGCGUUCGCUCUCGCCAACUUGAAGCAUCUCCCGGGAUUCUGGCAUCUCCGCGUCCUGCGCGGCAUCAUCUACCAAAUCUACUUCCAAAAAACCCCGAUCCGACCGAAACACCUCUUCGCUCCACUCAUCACUCAGUCCUACAAUACCCCCUACGACUGCGACUACAACUUCCACAAAUCCAAUUCGACCUACUUCGCCGACCUGGACGUCGCGCGUGCCCACCACGUCUCCGCCAUUACCCGCGAAGGAAUCGCACGUCUUCGCCGCGGCGACCAGGAAGGUCUACCCAAGUCCAACGUCGAAGCCAAGGGCCAGUACAUCGUCGCCCUCGGAGGCGUGACGUGUUUCUUCCAACGGCAAAUCGAACCAUUGCAGCAAUUCGAGAUAUACACUAGAGUACAGAGCUGGGAUCGGAAGUGGUUGUACGUCGUUUCACACAUCGUCAAGAAGGGAGCUAUCAAGCCGGACUCCUAUGUUCUGCAACCGUGGAAGAAUCGCGAGAAGAAGGGUACAGCGGGAAAGAAGAACGGAGAGCAGGAGGAGGACUUGACGAAAUACAUCUUCGCCACGAGCUUGUCUCGCUAUGUCUUCAAGAAGGGUCGAUUGACUAUCAAUCCGGAAAUCGUGCUCGAGCGAUCACGUCUUCUUCCGCCGCGACCUGCUGGUGUGGGUUAUCCGCCGCGAACGGAAGAGGCUUCGGGGACGAGUUCUGGUACGCCGUUGUUUGAGCCGGCGACGCCGAAUGAGGAGUGGACGUGGGAUGAUAUGGAGAAUGAGAGACUGAGGGGUUUGGAGCUGGCGAGUCAUUUUGAUGCAUUGGGUGGGAUCCAUGGGGAACUGAGGGGAGGGGAUGUGUUGGGCAAAUUUGGAGAUUAUUGGUAG
Molecule: messenger RNA, 1126 nt
Organism: Zymoseptoria tritici IPO323
Lineage: Eukaryota; Fungi; Ascomycota; Dothideomycetes; Mycosphaerellales; Mycosphaerellaceae
Product: 4HBT like protein
Exons: 3
Coding region: 128-1126 (332 amino acids)
Source: RefSeq, a predicted model, not a curated record